AUGGAUCCUAACCAAUUUGGUAUUGAAAUUGCUAAGAAAUUCUAACAGUUCUUUGCUCAUAUGAACAAGUUUUGUUAACAAUUUUUGAAAGACUAGAAUGUACCUGAAAUCCCAACCACAACAGAGAAGAAGAAGGAACGAGACCCAAAUGCUCCAAAAAAGCCUUUGACAGCCUUCUUUCUAUUUAAUUAGAAGUACAGACAGAAGGUAGUUGAACGAAAUCCAGAGAUUAAGCUCACUUAAAUAUCUUAGAUGGCUGGAAAUAAAUGGACAUCUAUGAGUGAAUAGGAGAAGAAACCUUAUCUCGACCAAUACAAUGCAGCUAAGGAAAAAUAUGAUUAAGAGUUGAAAGAUUACAAUGAGAAAAAUGGUAUUGAAACCAACGAUAAGAAACGCAAGAAGUCAGAGAAAUUUGAUGAAAAAUCAAUGAAAUCCGCUGUUGAUCACAAUGUUGAUGAUUUUGAAUCCGAAUCUGUUCAACCUGCCGCCAAACAUUAACAAUAAAUCAAAUAAUAAUAAUAGAAACAAAGCAAUAAUGAUGAUUAAGUUAAAUAAUAACCAGGAAAAUAGACUAAACAAUAACCAUAGCAAAAAUAAAAUCCAGCUUAGACAAAAAAAGGUAAAAAUGUAGAAAUAGAUGAUGACAUCUAAAGAGAUAUUGAUUAAGCAAUGAGCAAUCCGAAAUAGCCAUAAAAAAAAUAGAAAAAAUGA
Messenger RNA from Paramecium tetraurelia, 711 nucleotides. RefSeq lists its product as uncharacterized. The record is from RefSeq and is a predicted model, not a curated record. NCBI's taxonomy places the organism in Eukaryota, Ciliophora, Oligohymenophorea, Peniculida, Parameciidae. The transcript has 5 exons.